Messenger RNA from Sarcophilus harrisii (Tasmanian devil), 1287 nucleotides. It is a transcript of the gene DIRAS2, whose product is annotated as DIRAS family GTPase 2. NCBI's taxonomy places the organism in Eukaryota, Metazoa, Chordata, Mammalia, Dasyuromorphia, Dasyuridae. The coding region runs from base 574 to 1173 and encodes 199 amino acids. The record is from RefSeq and is a predicted model, not a curated record. Gene Ontology annotation, biological process: signal transduction. Gene Ontology annotation, molecular function: GTPase activity; GTP binding; GDP binding. The transcript is spliced from 2 exons. Gene Ontology annotation, cellular component: plasma membrane.
GUCGCCAUUUAAACAGUAUCAAAAGCAGCAGCUACAGUUAGUCCUUUCCUGAAAGCACAAAAGAUUGCAAGAAACAAGGAGUGAAUGGGAAAGGAAAGGACAAAAUAAGGAAGAAAAAGAGGGAGGAAGGAAAAAAAAGGUGGAAAUGAGGAAAUAGAAUAUAAAUUUAACCAACAAAACCAUUAGCUAUAGAGCAAAAAUAGAAAGAGGAGUCAGCUAGAGCAAGAGUGAAUAGAACCACAUUGUGGAGACCAGCUGUACCGAAAGAAGAGUCAGAAAUAGCAGUUUAAGAGAGACUAGGUACAGAAAAGCUUCGAAGCAGCAGCAGCAGCCACCACAGCCGCAGCAGCAGCAGCAGCCAGGGCUACAGUUUUUUGAAAAUCAAGCAGCUUUCUUUUAGAGGAAAUCCUGAUUUUGGAGGGCUGGCCUGAGGAUAAAGGGAGAAAUUGGUUUAUUUUUUUUUGUUUGUUUAUUUGUUUGUUUUGCUAUGAAAGAAAUAUAUUGAAGAUUAUUUGAUAGAGUGUGUUCCUUCUCAGGUAUUUUCCAAGUUGAGCAUUAAAGUUGUCAAGCAAAAUGCCUGAACAAAGCAAUGAUUACAGAGUGGUGGUAUUUGGAGCAGGAGGUGUUGGCAAGAGUUCCUUAGUUUUGAGGUUUGUGAAGGGCACUUUCCGAGAGAGCUAUGUUCCCACAGUUGAAGAUACCUAUCGCCAAGUGAUUAGUUGUGAUAAGAGUAUCUGUACUUUGCAGAUCACUGACACAACAGGCAGCCAUCAGUUCCCAGCAAUGCAGCGCCUCUCUAUUUCUAAAGGCCAUGCCUUUAUCUUGGUUUAUUCUAUCACAAGUCAACAGUCCUUGGAAGAACUCAAGCCCAUCUAUGAACAAAUUUGUCAGAUCAAAGGAGAUGUGGAAAACAUUCCAAUCAUGUUAGUGGGAAACAAGAAUGAUGAGAGUCCAAACCGAGAAGUUCGGAGCAGUGAAGGUGAAGCUUUGGCAAAGAAAUGGAAGUGUGCCUUCAUGGAGACUUCAGCCAAGAUGAAUCAUAAUGUCAAAGAACUUUUUCAAGAGCUACUAAACCUGGAGAAACGCAGGACUGUGAGUCUCCAGAUUGAUGGGAAAAAAAGCAAGCAACAGAAAAGGAAAGAGAAGCUGAAGGGUAAAUGUGUGGUCAUGUGAAAGCCCCACCGUCCAUAUUUCUUGUUUCUACAUGCCCUUUCUCCAUCCUCACUUAUGUAUAUGGUAAAAAUAAGAAUGUCCAGUGAUUAAAGAUAAAAUCCCAUUAACGGAAAA